AUGACAUCGUUGUCGUCCUCGGGGGCACUGUCAAUAUUCUCGGAAAAUGAUGUGCAACCUACAACAGAAAACUCCUCUGUGAACAAGGAAUCCUUCGGGAAAGACAAUUUUCAGCCCAAGGAAGUACAUAUUGAAAAGGAACGACAGUUAGUGGGUGUUGUCUGUCCACCUCUGACUAGCCCACUAUCUGCAUAUGAGGGCCAACCGGCUCCGUAUAAAAUCUCCAAAGAGCGGCAUGCGGUAGAUACCCUACUACUUGCGGGCCCAGACUGCGCUCGCGAGGACUUUGAUGGCUCUCAAUAUGUCAAUUUUAUUCUCGAUGACUAUACAGUCUACAGCCGGACGGAUGGGAAUGGACGUCGUGCUGGGAUGGUGCCGUUGAACGAUGUUGCCAACAAGGAAGGCGGAACGACGUUUUACUUUGACGGUAUAAUUAAACCUGAGGGUAAUACGGGUUCAGAGGUUGGCCUGCUAUAUCUCCAGCGAGUUUCGUUCAGCCUUGUUUCUCUAGGGGGCUAUGAAGACCCUGGUCGACACAGUGUGGGGGGGGAUAUCUGGAUCCAGUCGAGAUACUGUCAUAGCCGAGGGAACAUAUGGUACCGUAUAGGGAAGCCGUCAGCAGUUUAUGCAUCAUAUCACCACUUUUUCUCCUGGUUAGCUGAUCUGGCCAAACACUUUGUCGACUAUCUGCACGCAGACAAAGCUAGAGAUGUUACUCUUAACCACUUCAAGAAUGACUUCCAUGACUGGCUAGUUGAUUGUCAUAAAGGUGAUCCUACGUUUAUUUCAUGGCUAGCGGAAUAUGGCUCCCGAGAUUUUAGACACGCUAUCAACGCGCAUGGGAAAUUCUUACGAGGCCAAUCUUUCACUAUCGACUUCUCCUACAGCCAUCACACUCUCUGGGAUGAACUUGGACUUUCUCAAACGCCAAUUAUUGUAGAACAACCCACAGUGGUAACGAAAACCGUCGUUACCCCAUUUGUUUACAACUGUUUUAAGAAAAUGCCCUGGUCCAGUCAUCUUCAGCAGGUGCAAUUAGCCCCUGAAAUUGAGAAGCAAUAUAAGAAGAUGGUCAAACAGCAAACUAUGUUGCUUGGGGCAAAAAAGAAGACGAACGAGACAGGAGAGAUAUCUAUCGGGGAUGUAGUCGCCAUAAAAAGUGAGGAUGGGUCUAUCUGGAAAGGUGGUGAAGAGUUCUGGUAUGCUCUCGUCCAGGGUUUUGGUAGGAAUCGCAGCCUUCGGUUGAUUUGGUUAUAUCGCCCAACUGAUACUGUAUGUGCCAACAUGACAUACCCUUACAGUAACGAGCUUUUCUUAAGCGACCACUGUAACUGCAGUGAAGGGAAGACCCCGAUCCAAGAUGUGGUUAAGAAAGUUCCCGUUGAUUUCUUUGCCUUCCAUGAUCAUCCAGAUAGCACAAGCUCAACACUCUUCGUACGGCAGAUUUAUCAGACGAAAGAUGAGACCUUUAAGACCCUGGUUUAUAGUGACUUUACUUGUCGCUGCAAUGAUGCCGAGAAAUCUAUCCCUAAAUUUAAAGCUGGCGAUACCGUGCUGGCGCUGUUCUCCAACAGACUAAAACCGGCCGAGAUUAUCAACCUAGGGCCAGAGGAAGCUAUUCUGCGAGUAUUUCAAUACCGUGGUAAAGACCUUGGGGAGAGAAAUUGUCGCCCCAAUGAAUUGGUCUACUGCGAUAAUUUUCAAACAGUCCCAAUAAAGCGCAUUAAAAGACACUGUCAUAUCCGGUUUUUCCAGCCCGAUCAAAUAUCAAGCAUCCCAUGUCCUUACAAUAGAGAUGGAACAGGAGAUGCCUUCUAUAUUAUCUUCCGCAAGGAUGGGGAUACUCUGGCCCCUAUGAGCCCCCCUGCGAGUUUUAAUGAAGGGUUCGACCCUUCAACCUCUUCUCUGCCUAAACUGAAGGCCUUGAACCUUUUCAGUGGAGGUGGGACCUUUGAUCGAGGUCUCGAAGAGGGGACUGCUAUUCAAAGCAAGUGGGCAGUAGAAUGGAGCCUUCCACAGAUGCUGACCUACAGGGCUAAUCACCCUAACGGAAAGGACCUAAAGUUAUUCUGCGGAUCUGUCAACGACUAUCUCUUUCAGGCCAUCCAAGGAAAUGAAAAUGAAUACAUUGCUAGAAUAGGGGAAGUUCAGAUUAUUUCUGCUGGUAGUCCUUGUCAAGGCUACUGCAGCGCCAACUUCUAUAGAGAGAACGAAGUGUCAAUGCGUAAUUCGUCCAUGAUUGCAUCUGUUGCAAGUUACAUUGACUUCUACAGGCCCCAGUAUGCUAUACUCGAAAAUGUAACUGGCAUGGCUAGCAGAACACACGAGCAAAGUCCACUUUCCCAGCUUUUGUGCACUUUCGUUGGCAUGGGAUACCAAGCCCGCGUCUUUAAUUUAGAUGCGUGGAGCUUCGGUUCCCCCCAGAGCAGGUCCAGGCUCUUUAUUGCCAUUGCAGCUCCAGGCCUUCACAUGCUAAAUCAUCCCCCUUUAACCCAUUCUCAUCCAGAUUGGACUAAAGCACGAGCUCUCGGGGAUGCCCCAAAUGGUCUUACUUUCGGAGACCGGCGCUGGGAUACCCCCAUUUUCGAUUUUGUAUCAGCCCAUGAGGCCACCAAGGAUCUACCUCCAAUUGAUACGGCACGCAUAAUGUCUAUACCAUGGCCGGAUCACCGACCUUCCCGGGUUGAAUCUGAGGCUAAACAGGCACUGAUACAGAAUAUCCCUAAGGCACCCCGAACUCAAGGGCUAGUAGGAGCUUUGGCAAGAGGAUGGGUUAAUUGUGCUGACCACUCUGCUCGGCUGAGGACUCCUUACUCUAAGGCCUGGUCCCGAGUCCACCCGGAGAAACUAUUUCCAACUGUUACAACAUCUGUUUGCCCAUUCUGCAAGUUCACAGGUCGCUGGCUGCACUGGCAAGAAGACCGUUUGAUAACAGUUCAGGAAGUAAGACGUGCCCAGGGCUACCCGGACUCGGAGGUUCUCAUAGGGAGUGCUGCUCAGCAAUGGAAAAUUGUGGGUAAUAGCGUGGCCAGACAAAUUGCUCUUGCUCUUGGUCUUGCAGUCAGAGAAGCAUGUAUACGCAAUCAACAGGGUCAUCCUGCUCAGGUUACAACCGUAAAUAUUCCCGUGUUAGAAGAUGCCAAAAGCCAGCCGCCGCCAUCCAUUGCCAUUCCCGAAAACAUUUCUAUACCUUUGAAACGCCAUAAUGAUGUUACUAUGGAAGUAUCCCUGUCGUGCAAAACAAGAGCGGGAUCAACGAAGCGAAAAAAAGUACUAUCAUGGGAUAAAUUGACUUCUUAG
Messenger RNA from Microsporum canis CBS 113480, 3300 nucleotides. RefSeq names its product DNA methyltransferase Dim-2. The transcript has a single exon. Gene Ontology annotation, molecular function: methyltransferase activity; chromatin binding. Lineage: Eukaryota; Fungi; Ascomycota; Eurotiomycetes; Onygenales; Arthrodermataceae. Gene Ontology annotation, cellular component: nucleus. The record is from RefSeq and is a predicted model, not a curated record. Bases 1 to 3300 code for a protein of 1099 amino acids.